CAAUGUUGAUGUUCUCUCCAUCAUGUGUCACGGUGAUGGUAUUGAUGAUGAUGAUGAUGAUGGUAUCACUGCGCGUGAAUGGGUAUAGCCGUUGCAUUGAAAGCGAAAGGAAAGGAUUGCUAGAGCUCAAGGCCUAUCUCAACAACACCAUGAAUCCGUAUGAUUGGCCUAAUGACACAGACAGCGAUUGUUGCAGAUGGAAAAGAGUCAAGUGUGAUCUUAAAAGCAAGCGUGUGAUCAGCCUCGUCUUGAGUGAUACAUACGACGCUCCUCCCCUACUAAAUCUUUCCGUGUUCUAUCCCUUUGAAGAAUUACAAACUCUAAAUUUACGUGGUCUCGGGUACUGCCAAGGCUGGUUCGAUGAUAUCUAUGGUUAUAAAAGCCUCGGGAGAUUGAAAAAUCUUAAGAUCUUCGAUUUCAGUAAAAACAGCGGCGUCAAUAUUAGUAUUUUACCUUUUCUAAAUACAGCUUUUUCGCUUAGAACUUUAAUACUUCGUGGGAAUUAUAUGGAAGGUACGUUCCCAGUGACAGAGCUAAAAAACUUGAGAAAUCUAGAAGUGUUGGAUCUAAGUAGUAACGCGUUCGUUGGCCCAGUGCCAGACUUGGCAAAUUUUCAUAACCUUCAAGGCUUGGACUUGAGCAAUAAUAGAUUUUCUGGAUCAUUGGAAACGAAAGGUUAAAACGCAAGUUUCUUGGCAACCAAGGUUCCAGUUAAAUGUUAUGGAAUUACAGUAUUGCAACUUGGGAAAGUUUCCAAGCUUUCUUCAACACCAGAAAGAUUUGCGCGUAAUUAAUCUCUCUAACAACAAGUUGGCUGGAUCAUUUCCCUCUUGGUUUUUGGAGAAAAAUCCAAAACUUCGGAUUUUGCUUUUGCAGAACAACUCUCUCAGCAUGCUUCAGCUGCCAAGACUAGUUAAGCACAGCUUGCAGGUUUUGGAUUUAUCAACCAAUAAAUUUGAUCGACGGCUUCCAAAGAAUUUGAUCGACGGUUUCAUGGGAGUUUGCCAUCUUCAUUCGGUGCGAUGAAAAUGAUCGACUUCUUGGAUCUAUCUCAUAAUAACUUCUCUGGCACGCUACCAAAUAAAUUCUGCAUUGGUUGUUCUUUUUUGGCUAUUUUAAAGCUUUCAUAGAACAGAUUUAGUGGCCAAGUUUUUCCAAAACCAACAAAUCUUCGAAGGUUGGCUAUAUUGUUUGUGAAUAACAACCUGUUUACUAGGAUCGCAGAUGGAUUGCUUCGUUCAAAAAGAUUGUAUGUGCUAGACAUGUC
Messenger RNA from Camelina sativa (false flax), 1267 nucleotides. NCBI's taxonomy places the organism in Eukaryota, Viridiplantae, Streptophyta, Magnoliopsida, Brassicales, Brassicaceae. The record is from RefSeq and is a predicted model, not a curated record.